Rubroshorea leprosula is the source of this 2677-nucleotide messenger RNA. The record is from the annotation of a GenBank genome assembly. NCBI's taxonomy places the organism in Eukaryota, Viridiplantae, Streptophyta, Magnoliopsida, Malvales, Dipterocarpaceae.
CUAUUCGUUCAAUUAUUUUGCAGUUGGGCUAAGUAAAUCUCCUCACUACUCACCACUAAUCUUUGUUCCAAACCCUCUUUUAUUAGCUUGAGGUAUACAGGAAUUCAGUGGCUCAGCCAAUGCAUGAGAGAGUCGGAAGAAAAUGCUGAGAUCAAAAGCAUACGUGCACGUCACUUCCCGCCAUAUCACUCUUUCAAAAACCCAACCAAUUCCACAGCAUCAACUGCCUGUAGUGCAGAAGCUCUUGUUGCUCUUGAAACAUUGCUCAUCCAUCAAUUCCCUGCAACAAAUCCACACACAAAUGCUUAUCAACUCAGUAGACAAACCCAACUUUCUUCUCUCCAGAAUCAUCGACCUCAAAGACCUCACCUAUGCCUCCCUUCUUUUCUCCCGAAUCCCCGAACCCGAUGACUACGCCUUCAACGUUAUGAUCCGUGGCCUAACCACCACAUGGCACAACUAUUCUCUGGCGCUUCAAUUCUACUACCAAAUGAGAUUUUCGGGCUUGAAACCAAAUAAUUUCACAUACCCAUUUUUGUUCAUCGCGUGUGCUAAUCUUUUAGAGUUAAGUCAUGGGCAGGCAGGCCAUUCGUCUGUGUUUAAGAUUGGGUUGGAUAGUGAUGGUCAUACCAUGCAUUCUUUGAUUACAAUGUAUUCUCGAUGUGGAGAAUUAGGUGGUGCUCGUAAGGUGUUCGAUGAAAUUCUUGAGAGGGAUUUGGUGUCAUGGAACUCGAUGAUUUCCGGGUACUCGAAGAUGGGCUAUGCGAGUGAUGCAGUACGGUUGUUUGCUAAGAUGAUGGAGGAGGGGUUUAUGCCUGAUGAAAUGUCUUUAGUGAGCUUUCUUAGUGCCUGCGGGGACUUGGGAAAUUUAAAUUUGGGGAGGUGGGUCGCUGGAUAUAUUGUGAAAAAUAAGAUGGAAGUUAAUUCUUUUUUGGGUUCUGCGUCAAUUGGUAUGUACGGGAAUUGUGGGGAUUUGCUGUCAGCAAGGAGGGUAUUUGAUAGAAUGCAGAAAAGGGAUGUGGUCACUUGGAAUGCCAUGAUCACCGGGUAUGCACAAAAUGGGAUGUCAGAUGAAGCAAUCAAGCUGUUUCAAAGCAUGAAAGAGGCAGGAGUUAAACCAGAUAUGACCACGUUGGCCAGCGUCCUGCCUGCAUGUGCCUCAAUUGGAGCCCUGGACAUAGGAAAAUGGAUUGAAACAUAUGCAUCAGAGAGAGGCUUACACCACAAUAUCUUUGUUGCUACUGCUUUGCUUGAUAUGUACGCUAAGUGUGGGAGCUUAGACAAUGCUCUAAGAGUUUUUGAAGAGAUGCCUGUGAAAAAUGAGGUCUCUUGGAAUGCAAUGAUCUCUGCCCUUGCUUUCCAUGGGCAAGCCCAUGAGGCUUUAUCCCUUUUUCAGCGCAUGUCAAGAGAGGGUGCUUCCUGCCCAAAUGACAUUACUUUUGUAGGAUUACUUUCGGCAUGUGUGCAUGCUGGGUUGGUUGAUGAAGGCCAGCAAUUGUUUGAUUUGAUGAUCUCAUCAUUUGGGUUAACUCCAAAAAUUGAGCACUACUCUUGCAUGGUUGAUCUUUUGGCACGUGCAGGACGACUUUAUGAAGCUUGGGACUUCAUUGACAAGAUGCCUGGAAAACCAGAUGAAGUUGUGUUGGGGGCACUACUCGGUGCCUGUCAGAAGCGCAAGAAUGCAGAUAUAAGUGAGCGGGUGAUGCAACGACUUCUGGAAAUACAGCCUUCAAAUUCUGGCAACUAUGUUAUCUCGUCAAAGAUAUUAGCAGAUUUGAAGAGGUGGGAUGAAUCAGCAAAAAUGAGACUGCUAAUGAGACAAAGGGGUGUCCCUAAGACUCCCGGUUGUAGCUGGAUUGAAAUUGAAGCUGAACUGCAUGAAUUUCAUGCUGGGGAUGAUUUACAGCAUUCUAUAGGGACGCAUCAAGUGCUUAAUUUGCUGAUUGAGGAGAUGAAGAGGGAAGGUUAUGUUCCAAAUGUCAAAUGUAUAUAGGGAAGAGAAAAAAAAAAUCAAGAAAUACCUUUCUCAUCUUAUGAGAGGUUGAGUGAUGUGCCUGGAGUUAAUAUUUUGUGAGUAGAGAGACAUGCAAGGGACAACACGCCACAAGAGGAAAUUAAGGCAUAACAUGAACCGCUUGGAAGUUUACAGGUUAUGAUACAUGCAAUCAGGCUUCUCAUUAUAUGCAUACUUUACAUGACAGAUGCACAAGAAGGGAUUAUCAGAUGAAGAAUUAAAGCACCAGUGGCAUUGUCAAAUCAGGCAGCACUGGCAUUUGCAUGAGCUCGGAUUCUUUGCUAGGGAAGUGGGCUCAUGUCUGUGCAUGAUCAAGGACCUUCUAUCCUUUUCACCUUAAUCUUGUUAUAUAUUCAAAGUUCAGAAGGCUUGAUUACUGUUUACUGAGUAGCUACCAGAGGUGGUUGUGGUUUCCAUCACCAAAUAAAAUCGCACUUGUUAGUGGUUGCUAUCCGCAUUGUAUUUUUGUUGUCUUUUCAGUAUGUCAUUUGGAAUGGCCCAGAAGAAAUAAGGUAUUAUAUCCUUGCACGGUUGAUCUUCUGAUGGUUUUUUGAAAAUAUCUUGGUCAGCUCACUUGCAUAUGAGAAUUAGGUAAUUUCUUACGAAUUCUUUAAUCUUAGGGCACCUUUGUUUGAACUAGAAAAAUGAAAUCUAUUACUGUGU